CGAUUGGACAGACUUUAUAAGAUAUAAACAAAACAAAGAAAUUACGGAGAUGCUGAUGUAGGUGUUGAGGUGGCAAAGAUGCGGGUUUCCCAUGAAAUCGACAGUGGCGAUUUUAACGCGAGGGAAGGGUAUCGAAGCCUGGAGCAUUGAUUCUGAAAUCCAAAAAGAAGAGGAAAGAAAAGAAAAGAAAAGAAAAAGAAAAUGGGAGAGUAUGAGAAGAUGAUGAUGAUGAAGAACGACAAGGGCAAGGGAAUUGCAGUGCGGACAAGAGCUAACCAGAAUUACGGUGGCGAAGAUGAAGACGACGGCAAGAUUACGAGUCCCUCUGUCCCCUCUGCCAAAUCCAGUCCUCGCAACGCAUCCUCCAAAUACGACUUCGUCAAGGUGAAGGUCUGGUUGGGUGAUAAUGCCGAUCACUAUUAUGUAUUAUCCAGAUUCUUACUUAGCAGGAUGUUAACUGUCACAAAGAUUCCAAACCAUGUAGCAAUUAAAAUCGCUCUGGAGCUCAAGAAGCUGCUUAUAGACAACAGCCUUCUGGAUGUCUCGCAGUCUGAUUUGGAAGCGAAUCUUUUUAAGCUUAUGGAGCGGCGAGGUUAUGGGGAAGAGUAUAUCAAUCGGUACAAGAUGAUGACCAGAUUUCACCAUCAAAGGGUUCCUUUGGUAAUUCUUGUUUGUGGAACUGCCUGUGUUGGGAAGUCUACAAUAGCUACACAACUUGCACAGAGGCUAAACUUGCCGAAUGUCUUACAGACAGAUAUGGUUUAUGAGUUGCUACGCACAUCAACUGAUGCGCCAUUGGCAUCCACUCCUGUAUGGGCACGAGAUUUCAGCUCCUCUGAGGAGUUAAUUACUGAAUUUUGCCGAGAAUGCAGAAUAGUUCGUAAAGGGUUGAAUGGGGAUCUAAAAAAAGCAAUGAAAGAUGGAAAGCCUAUUAUAAUUGAGGGAAUACAUUUGGAUCCAAGCAUUUAUUUAAUGGAAGAUGAGCACAAAAUUCCAAUCAGUGUGCCUGAAGGACGUCAAGCAGCCCCACUGUCUAAGGCAUCAAAUGAUAAUUCUGCAGUGCAAAUGGAAAAUAAUUCCACAAGUGCAUUUGGAAGUCAUACUGAAGAUAGCCAAAACCGUCCUGUGCAUUUGAGUUUGGAUGAAUGUGUGUCUGCUGACCAGGUGAAUAAAGUCUCGGAAUAUCUAGAGUCUAUUGCUCUAUCAACUGCUUCAGACGAUAAAGGUGAAACUGUUAAGGUACCAGAAGUAAAUGGAACUACUGCUAGAAAAGAAAAAUCUGGCUCUGAACCAAUAAUAAUACCAAUAAUUCUGAAUAUGGCUGAAUUUGAUCACAAGGCAUUACUAGAAGAGUGGAUCCUUACUCGGACAUUUAGUGGUAAUUGUCCAGUCAAGGAUACAGAUAGUCUAAUAGCCAACUUGAAGACCAUUCAAGACUAUCUUUGCUCUUUCAAGUCACAGGGUUUAACAGUUGUCAAUGUAUCAGCGACCACAUUUCCACAGACAUUGGAUUGGCUGCAUGGAUAUCUUCUUCAGUGCAUUGAGCAAGGCAUUUCAUCAGUGUCCAAUGAAAAUGGUAGGCGGUCAGCGGAAAAAUAGGUUACAUGCAGUUUUUAGCUUGAGCAAUCACAGAGCUGGGAUGAGAUGGAUGCUGAAAGCAACUCCAAGGAUAUUAGGCUGCUGAACUUAUAUGAUCCAAUUUCCGAAAUCAAAUUAAAGCAAGAUUCUUGCAAAUACUGGCCUGGAAUGUCUUGGGUAAUGGAGUUCUGGAAAACAUUUGUCUUCCAGAUAAGAACUUUUUGCAGGUGAGCCAAUUCUCAAACCUCCUCUUCUUGCAAAGUCUGUACUAUACUGAUUCUGCAUAAUUUAGGUGAUGAACUAAUUCAAAAUUUGGAGCUAGUUGGAUCCUGAAAAUUAUCAUCCUAGCUAGUUGAAUGUUGUACUUAGAACAGGAACUCAAAAAUCUUUGAAGUGAUUGUGUAACGUGCUUAAACCGCAUAUUCAUACUCUUGCUGUUCUCCCUGUA
This is a messenger RNA of Theobroma cacao (cacao), 2026 nucleotides long. Its product is annotated as P-loop containing nucleoside triphosphate hydrolases superfamily protein. The record is from RefSeq and is a predicted model, not a curated record. NCBI's taxonomy places the organism in Eukaryota, Viridiplantae, Streptophyta, Magnoliopsida, Malvales, Malvaceae.